ACUGUACGACGGGUUAUUACAUGUAAUAACAAAUGUUUUUUCUUUCAACGAAAUAAAUGAUUUCGGACUUAAAUUAACAUAACCUAAUAAAGUAAUAAACAAAUAAUCCUUGUUUUUACGUACUAACUAAGUUCAUCAACUUUAUCAUUACAUUCAUAAUCGUCACCACGAUCUAAAUAAUAUCUUUUCUACAUCGUGAUAGCCAAAUAAUAUGGUCUAUAUACUGAUACUAUAAUCUAAGCAACAGAAAUAAGGAAAUAAUAGUGAAAAAUGGACAAUUUUCGCCAACGAAUAUGUUUUUCUGCGCCAACGAUAUCAGAUAAUUUAUUGGAUCUCGAACGAAAUAAUGAAGUUCAAGAUUUAAUGGUAUUUUGUGGUGCAGACGAAAUAGGAAAUAUGAUUACAUUAUGCGUUAAUCAAAAUUACAAUUUAAAACAAUCGAAGUCUUUAGUAUACAUCCGAGAUCCCACCGGACUUGAAUUCACAAAUCAAGAAACAGAUAAAGGAUCUUAUGAAUUUUCUAGUUGGAAAACACUCAGUCUCCAAUUUCAAUGUAUAGUACCAAUGCGAACAUGGAGAAUCGUGUUCAGUGGUCGUCUUAGAAACGGUGGGAAUUAUCAUCACGUGAAGAUAAAUUUCUUGUGGAAGCCAUUUGGAUUUCCAGUGUACUGUGAUAAAAAAAAUACAUUUUUCAAACAUGAAAUUGAUCACUCUGAUCCGGACUACAUUAACAAUUUAUUGGGAUUCGAUCAUUUCGGUCAAAUUUCCGGUUCAAUAGUUGUAGAUGGUAAAUCAGAAAUGAUUUACAUGCGUGCUAUGAGAUUAAGACGGUGGAAUAUGUCAGUAGACGACUCAAUGUUUGCUGGCUUUAUGAACAGUAAUAUGUGUUCCGUACAGAAAUUAGAAAGGAUAAAUUGUCGUGGUCAUUUAAAAACAAUUUCAGUACAUGAAAUACUGACACCAGAUGAAAUCAAUUUCGUGAGUGGAGAAAGCGAUAUUCCAACAAUUGCAAUACAUCAUAAAAAUUUUAGUUUAAAUGCAAAUUUAAAAAGCCAAACGAUUGUCAACCUGAAUACUGUGUCAAUCGAAACCGUUAUUGGAGACGACUUUAAGGGAAUACUUUUAUGUUUCAAAAAUGCGUACAUAACAGACAAGAUAGUAGAUUCCACAGAGGACAUUUCUGUAAACGAUCAUAAAAUCGGUUUAACCGUUAACUUAAACUCGGAGAUGUGCGCGUUCAGCAAUAUAGUAGGAAAUAAAGCAAAAUCUCUGUUCCGAUUAAAAAAAGCAAUCGUCAAUGGUCUAAUUAAUGACGUUAUUGUCCCCGAAGGUUUAUGCAUCACGACGAUCGCGAUGAGAGCACAUAUAAACGAAAAUAAAGAAUUGUCAAACUAUUUAAACAGCACGAUCGAAAAAGCAAAACAGAGUGAUUUUGAACAGUUGUCGAAUUACUGUGAACGGUUGAACGAUCAGUGGCGGUCGACCAAACUGUGUGUCGAGUUGCUGGAGGCGAUUUCAAACGGCGUGAGCGAACACCGCGUAUACGCCGUCCGUUCAUCUGGAACGUUCGAGGAUGGCGAAUCGACAUCAUCAGCAGGUCAAUACAUCACCAAACUAGGCUGCGCCGGUCGUACUUCCGAAGUUGCGGCGGCAAUUUUAGAAUGUUGGUCGUCAAAUUUCUCGGCGCGAGCUCUGACAUACCGAAAAAAUAACGGACAGCCAUUGAUGUGCGACAUGGCCGUGAUCGUUCAGGAUCAAGUAAGCGGUCCAGGAGUGGCAGGAGUUGCGUUCUCAAGAGACCCAAACACUGGAGAUCCCGGAAAAAUCACCGUGGCCGCGAGUUAUGGCUUAGAAAAAGCGGGCGUUGUUUCGGGAACGGUCGAACCUUACGAGGUCGUUGUUUCUAGACUGCAGUUUGAGACAAUUGACGACGACUCCACUACAAUUGCGGAAAACUGCUCACAGACUACAUCGAAUUUCGUCGUUGAAAAUGACAAUGAUGGGAAACCGCGUUGUGUUUCCGAUAAUUUGGUCAAAAAAUUGGCCAACAUCUGCGUCCGAGUAGAAGGCGUGUUUGGUUCCCCGCAAGAUAUCGAAUGGGUGGCUGUAGAGGAUCAAAUUUACCUUCUCCAGUCGAGACCAAUCACGUCCAUAUUCGCUUGGAGUAACGACGAAAUCACGCGAGAAUUUGACACACCGUUUACGAGCGACGACGUGGUGAUGUUUUAUAAUGUGAAGGAAGUCUACCCUAACCCUAUGCACACUCUAUCGUUGACUUUGGAUUUCUUUUCAACGUUCCCACUGUUUAAAUUGACCGAAAAAGAACUUACUGAUAUAUAUUGUAACAAACAGUUGUCCUACACUCACAACAACAUGUGUCUUAACGUAUGUCAAAUGUUCCAAGAUUUAGAACCUGACAGCGUAUAUGUUAAAAUAAUUGAAUAUUCGAUAGCUGGACAAUGUUUUUUAACAAGUAGCAUAUGGGAGAAAAUAUUAUUGAAAAAUCGCAGUUCUGCAUUACAAAAAUUUUUAAAAUCUAUUUCUUCAUUUAAGGAAACACUAUACCUCGAAUCACGGUUAAACGAAACACACAAAUUGAUUUGUAAUACAAAUAUACAACAGUCGGAUACAGCAUUGGGUCUUUUAAAUAAUAUUGACAGUGUUAUGGAUAUUUUAGAAAAGGUCACUUCUUGUCAUGUGGUAUCAAGCAUGAAUAAUAUAAUAUCACAUACAUUGUUGGCAAUAUUAGGAUUAGACUUCAAUAAAGACUCGCCUAUUGAUACGUUAUCCAAUUUAGCGGCCUCGAUUAAUACACCAGACAUAAUAAACGUUUCAAUCUUAAAAGAUAUUCAAGCUAUUGCUGGAGUUAUUUCUGAAAUGCCUUCCAAAAAAGAAUUUUGCGAUUUACCCGUUGAAAACUGUAACGACUGGUUAAAAUUGAACUGUGAGAAAGGUUAUGGUCAAGUGAAAUAUUUUAUUCAAAAAUAUGGACACCGUGGUGCCCAAGAGUUAGAUUUUGGUUCAGAAACUUGGUCAACCGAUUGUAACCGAUUAUUUUCGUGUCUCCGAUCGUUAAUAUUGUACGAACACCGUCAAUCCGAUAAAAAAUCAAUAGAAAUCGAUUCUAGUACUGUUUCAAGAGGAUAUAUUAAAAAAAUGAUAUUCGAUUAUUUACUAAAGAAAUAUCGUCAAAGCAUUUCAUAUAGGGAACAAUCAAAGGAUAUGCUGGUGCAGAUCACUCACAAACUGCGAUUGGGUUAUCGAAAUCUCGGUGAAAAACUCGUGGCUGAAGGAAAAAUACCAGAUUCGAAACUUAUUUUUUUCAUGUCUCAGUACGAAGUUAGAAAAAUGUGCGGAAACAAUAACCGUCCCGAAAUUGUACACAGAGCAAUGAAAAGACGUAAAUUGUGGCCCGAUUGGGCAUUAUUGCAGUUUGACGACGUAUGUUACGGACCACCUGUUCCUAAAAAAAAUUUAGACGAGGAAUCUGUUUACAGUUCCAAACGGUUUAAAGGUUGUUGCGUGUUUCCUGGACGGAUUAAAAACCGUGCGUGUGUACUAGAGCACAUCGAAGACGCGCAUUGCUUGCGGACAGGAGAUAUUUUGAUCGUGAAAUCCGUCGACAUAGCUUGGUCACCAUAUUUCCCGAUUAUUUCCGGUUUAGUCACGGAGAUUGGCGGUGUAAUAUCUCACGGCGCUGUUGUAGCCAGAGAAUACGGGUUACCUUGUCUUGUUGGAGUACAAAAUAUCAAAAAAUAUUUCAAAACGGGUGAUAUGGUAAUUCUAGAUUCCGAGAAAGGAUUUGUCAUCAAAGAUGACAGCAUUAUGACGAAUUGAGAUUACAUCUAAAAUAAUAGUUCAUAUUUAUGUAUCAUUUAAUUUUCAAGUAAAAUAUAUAAAAUAAAUUGAGAACAAUACAAAAAGUUUAAAGAACAUAAGAUUAUAAAUAAUAAAACUAUUUAUACUAAC
Molecule: messenger RNA, 3969 nt
Organism: Rhopalosiphum maidis (corn leaf aphid)
Lineage: Eukaryota; Metazoa; Arthropoda; Insecta; Hemiptera; Aphididae
Product: putative phosphoenolpyruvate synthase
Exons: 28
Coding region: 271-3837 (1188 amino acids)
Biological process (GO): phosphorylation
Molecular function (GO): ATP binding; kinase activity
Source: RefSeq, a predicted model, not a curated record